AUGAUGGGGGUUCAGUUGGCGUGUUUAUUGUAUAUCACUUUUGGCGGUGCUUUCUACGGCUACGACUUCGGAAUCAUAUCCUGCGUUCUGGGCUAUUCAGAGUUCAUCACCUACUAUGGGUUUACUCCUACCACCAUCGGCGCGUUCAAUUCGGCCUAUUAUGCAGCCUGUGCUGCAGGUACAGCUAUGAACGUGUGGCUACCAAACAAGUAUGGACGUCUGUGGACGAUCCGCAUUGGCUGUUUGAUCUCUGUCGUCGGCAUUACCUUGCAGACCGCGGCAGUCAACUUUCCCAUGCUCCUGGUUGGAAGAAUCAUUGGAGGGAUUGCUACUGGCAUCAUCUUUGGCAUUUGUCCAGUCUAUGCCAGCGAGAUCUCCCCGCCUAAUAUACGUGGCAGGGUUGGUGCUCUUUAUGCGCUCAACAUCUCCCUCGCAAACUGCCUGACCACGUGGAUCGGGCUGGGUCUCUAUUUUAUCCCCGGACAUGCCGCAUUCCGCAUUCUCUUUGGCUUCCAGCUCCUUCCCGGGGCAUGCAUGCUUGCCGGAUCACCCUGGAUGCCUGAAUCACCAAGAUGGCUAGCAUUGACCGACCGAUAUGACGAGUGUCUUGCCGUUCUCAAGCGGAUUCACGGUAACGAGAACGACGAAUCUGAUUCUUUCUACGCUCGGGAAUUCCACCAAAUCAGGGCUCAGAUCGAACUCGAGAAGAGCGAGCGUGUGUCAAUCAUGGACAUCAUCAGGAAGGCGUCAUAUCGCCGCCGAGUAGUCCUCAUCAUGGCAUUCUACUUCUUUCAGCAGGCCACCGGCAUCCUUCCUCAAUCUGUAUAUCAAGUGCAAAUUUAUUCGCUGCUGAAAACCACCGCGGUGAUGUCCCUUGUCCUUGUUGGUGUCUGGGGCGCUGUCUCCAUCUUUGCAGUGCUCAGUCUAGGAUUCUGGUUCGAUCGAAUUGGCCGCCGAAACGCCCUGUUCCUCUCGUACGCAAUCAUGAUCCCGGCCUCCAUUAUCAUUGUCGGAGUUUGGGCGGCAUUUGAGCAGUCUGGAAACACAAACUUGGGAUUGGCAAAGGGCAUCAAUGUUGGCAUCUACCUCACGGUGUUUGGCUACUCGGCCAUCAUGAAUACCUUUGGCACCACUUAUGCAUCAGAAAUCAUGCCGACCAAGAUCCGAGCCACUGGCGUCGCCUGCGGCUAUAUCGUCUUCAACUGCAUGGGCGUCCUCAUGACUCAGACCGCUCCCCUCGCCAUCGCGGCCAUGACUUGGAAAUACUUCAUCAUCUGGCUGGUUCUCGACUGCGUCUACGUCGUCAUCGUGUACUUCUUCUAUCCAGAGACGAAGAACAGGACCCUCGAAGAGCUUGCGGGCGUGUUUGGAGACAAGGUUGCUGAAUCCUGGGAGGAGACCAAGCAGUAUAUUGACGGCACACGUGGAUUCGAAUCCCCUGCUGCAGAUGAGAAGGAGGGCGAUCUCGAAGCAAGGGUAAAGGCUCCCCAGCACAUUGAGACGGCAAUAGACUCAGAUCUUCGAGGAUCCUAA
This is a messenger RNA of Rhinocladiella mackenziei CBS 650.93, 1533 nucleotides long. RefSeq lists its product as uncharacterized. Gene Ontology annotation, cellular component: membrane. Gene Ontology annotation, biological process: transmembrane transport; carbohydrate transport. Gene Ontology annotation, molecular function: carbohydrate:proton symporter activity. The transcript has 6 exons. Bases 1 to 1533 code for a protein of 510 amino acids. NCBI's taxonomy places the organism in Eukaryota, Fungi, Ascomycota, Eurotiomycetes, Chaetothyriales, Herpotrichiellaceae. The record is from RefSeq and is a predicted model, not a curated record.